Parnassius mnemosyne (clouded apollo) is the source of this 1455-nucleotide messenger RNA. The record is from the annotation of a GenBank genome assembly. Lineage: Eukaryota; Metazoa; Arthropoda; Insecta; Lepidoptera; Papilionidae.
AUGUCUUUCCUUCAUAAUCAUUCUUGUGAGUGCGUUAAGUCAGAAUUGGAUUUGUUUGCACUACCGUCUACACAAACUAGCAUUGAAAAUGGAUUGUGGAUUCAUUAUAAACCAAUUUCAUCUCUUGGUGAUGAUGGACCUAUCGAGUUUCAAGUUCCUGGGACCGGCGAUGACUACAUAGAUUUGUCUCAUACAUUACUCCACAUAAAGGCAAAAGUAUUAAAUCAAGAUUCAACUAACUUGGUAUCUACUACAAUAGUAGCACCUGUAAAUAAUUGGCUGCAUUCACUUUUUAGUCAACUUGAUGUUUAUUUAAACCAAAAACUUGUAUCACCACCUAAUAAUACCUAUGCAUAUCGAGCAUACAUGGAAACCCUUUUAAACUAUGCCCCUGCUGCUAAACAAUCUCAUCUUACUUGUAGUCUUUGGUAUGAGGAUACAGCAGGAAAAAUGGAUUCUACAGAUGGUAAAAACAUAGGAUUUGUUAAAAGACAGGAAUUGAUUAGUGAAAGUAAGGAAAUAGAAAUGAUUGGUCAUCUUCACGGUGACAUUUUUAACCAAGAUAAAUUUUUAAUUAAUGAUGUUGAAAUGAGUGUUAAAUUGGUUCGAUCAAGAGAGAGUUUUAAUUUAAUUGUUGGGUCAAAUGAUGUAAAGUUUAAAGUAGAAAUGAUUGGUCAUCUUCACGGUGACAUUUUUAACCAAGAUAAAUUUUUAAUUAAUGGUGUUGAAAUGAGUGUUAAAUUGGUUCGAUCAAGAGAGAGUUUUAAUUUAAUUGUUGGGUCAAACGAUGUAAAGUUUAAAGUUUGCAUUACGGACGCAACUCUUAUUGUUCGACGAGCACGAAUUAAUCCAAGUGUAUUACUCGCACAUCAAAAAGUUUUAGCUUCUACCACUGCUAAAUAUCCUAUUACUCGAGCUGAAGUAAAAGUUUUAACAAUUCCUUCGGGUGUUCAAGGAAAAACUCUUGAUAAUAUAUUUUUAGGACAGGUACCGAAAAGAUGUAUAAUUGGAUUUGUGAACAAUUCUGCAUUUAAUGGUUCCCUUACUAAAAAUCCAUUUAACUUUGAAAACUAUGGUAUUAAUUCUUUCAGCUUAUAUAUUGAUGGUCAACAAAUACCUUCAAAAGCUUUGCAACCAUCUUUUAAUAAUAGCAUAUUUACAUCAGCAUAUCAUACUCUAUUCUCGGGAACUGGUAUUCACUUUCUUAAUGAAGGAAAUGGAAUCUCUUGUGAACAGUAUGGCAAAGGUUACUGUCUAUUAGCAUUUGACUUAACUCCUGAUUUAUCAGCUAACUCAUCAACUCAUUGGAAUCUCAUAAAGCAUGGUAGUGUAAGAAUAGAAGUACGAUUUGAAUCCUCAUUAAUACAAACAAUUAACUGUAUAGUUUAUGCUGAGUUUGAUAAUAUUAUUGAGAUAGAUAAAAACAGAAAUGUUACUGUAGACUAUAGUAGUUAA